AUGGCCAUGUACGCCAUCUCACAACAACACCCCUACGCCUACGCUGCCGUUGCGGCACCGGCUCCUCCACCUCCCAGGCACUGCUCAAACCACGGCACCAGCAGUGCUUUCAGCAGCUCUGCCCACCCUGACGAGGAUUGGACCAAGAUCUCAGAUCUUGCCGAGCGCAGGAGGAUACAGAACCGCAUCGCUCAGCGCAACUACCGCAAGAAGCUUAAGCGCCGUCUGGAGGACCUUGAGCGCCGUGCUGGAUCCGAAGAGGGCGAUGCUGAGAAGCAGCCUUCGCCAGUGCAGUCCACCAGCCCCAACAACAAGAUCACCAAGCGCCAGUCAAUCUCCAAGGCACACAAGGCCCACCAGCCUGCUCCCGUCCGCCUGCCGACUCCCCCCAAGGCCAUCGUGUCUCAGGGUCAAUUCACUCCUCCCAUGGAGUCGCACGAGGAGCUUGCCUUUGCCCCUCCCGCCUACCACCACCACGACGAGCGCGAGCGAUCCAACACGCCGCCCGUCUUCUCCUACACAACCUACCCGGCUCCCGAUGAGCUGCUCAUCAACCCUUACGGAUCUGCUCACGCCUAUCCCACCAUGACCACCGCAGAGGCCUACCCCAACUACCUGACGGCCACUGCCAUGCCUGCUUCGCUGCCUCCUCUGGGACACUACAGCGAGCCCAUCAAGCGGGAUCUGUAUCCCGACAACGUCAUCAGCCCCUACAUUGGCUAUGGCUUCAUGCCUACUCACGACAUGGGCAUGCCCACUCCCUACGACCCAUCCAACCCUCUGACUCCUCCUCUGUCGCACUCAUACGACCACUCGGCUGCCUGCUCUGAGACGGGCUUCGAGUACCCUACAACCCCGCUGUCCAUGCCCGGAUCUCCGGCCAUGAUGCAGCACCAGCAUUAA
Trichoderma aggressivum f. europaeum is the source of this 903-nucleotide messenger RNA. RefSeq lists its product as uncharacterized. The transcript is spliced from 3 exons. The coding region runs from base 1 to 903 and encodes 300 amino acids. Gene Ontology annotation, molecular function: DNA-binding transcription factor activity. Lineage: Eukaryota; Fungi; Ascomycota; Sordariomycetes; Hypocreales; Hypocreaceae. The record is from RefSeq and is a predicted model, not a curated record. Gene Ontology annotation, biological process: regulation of DNA-templated transcription.